AUGAUAGUUGGUAGAGAAUUGAAUGUGUUGUUUGAUUCUGGAGCGACACACUCCUUUUUGUCUGAAACUCUUAUUCCAGAGUUGAACCUACCCAUGAGAGAGUUACAGUAUGAUCUCAUGGUAUCUGCACCAACCUAUAAAUUGAUAAAAACAUCGAGGAUGUGUCCUCAAUGUCCAAUAGUUGUAGAAGGACGUAGGUUCAAAGUACAUCUUAUAUCCUUACCCCUACAAGGUUUAGAUGUAAUCUUAGGAAUGGAUUUAUUAUCUGCCAAUCGUAUCCUUAUAGAUUGUAGCAAGAAGGAGUUGAUUUUCCCUAAUCCUGAAGAAGCGGAGUUGUUGUCAGUACAACAAGUGUUAAAGGAAGUCAAAGAAGGAUCUUCGUGUUUCGUUAUCUUGCCUCAUGUAGAAGUUGAGAAAAACGAACAAAAUCUUGAUAUUCCUAUAGUUAAUGAGUUUAAUGAUGUGUUCCCAGAAGAAGUACCAAGAUUGCCUCCUCAACAAGAAGUAGAAUUCUCCAUUGAUUUAAUACCCCAGAGCUGGACCAGUAUCAGUAGCUCCAUAUCGAAUGGCUCCGGCGGAGCUAGUUGA
Molecule: messenger RNA, 588 nt
Organism: Vigna angularis (adzuki bean)
Lineage: Eukaryota; Viridiplantae; Streptophyta; Magnoliopsida; Fabales; Fabaceae
Exons: 1
Coding region: 1-588 (195 amino acids)
Source: RefSeq, a predicted model, not a curated record